UUUAAGAACAUAUUCACUCCACACUCCAUCAUCACUCUCUCUCUCAACUUUUCUCUCCCCACUUUCCUCCAUUACACCAGCACCAUCAAUGGCGGCCACUUCACCAUCAAUGGAAUCCCUAAUCCUUCAACUCCACGAAAUCUCCGCCGUAAAAUUCGGCAACUUCAAGCUCAAAUCCGGCAUAUCUUCCCCUGUAUACAUCGACCUCCGGUUAAUAGUAUCUUACCCUUCUCUCCUCUCUCAAAUCUCCCAAACCCUAAUUUCCGCCGUCGCUUCUUCCUCCCCUCCAGCGACCUUCGACGUCAUUUGCGGCGUUCCUUACACUGCUCUUCCUAUUGCUACCGUCGUUUCCGUCGCUAAUAACAUUCCCAUGCUCAUGCGUCGGAAAGAGGUUAAAUCUUAUGGUACUGGAAAAGCCAUUGAAGGUGUUUUUACUCCUUCUCAAACUUGCCUUAUUAUUGAAGACCUUGUUACUAGUGGUGCUUCUGUUCUUGAAACUGCUGCUCCUUUGAGAGAUUCCGGACUUAAGGUUACUGAUGCUGUUGUUCUCAUUGAUAGGGAACAAGGAGGGCGAGAAAAUUUGGCAGAAAACGGGAUUAGAUUGCACUCAAUAUUGAAGCUGAGUGAGAUGGUUGGAGUUUUGAGGAGGUUGGGUAAGGUGGAUGAUGAAACAGAGAAGAUGGUAUUGAAGUUCCUGGAGGAGAAUAAGAAGGUCUCUGUUCCGAAUAUGGGGAAAGAGAAAGUUGGGGGAUUAAGAAUGGGUUACAUGGAGAGGUCCAAGUUAACUAAAAAUGAGACUGGUAGGAAAUUGUUUGAGAUAAUGGUUAAAAAGGAGACUAAUUUGUGCUUAGCUGCUGAUGUUGGUACAGCAGCUGAGUUACUUGCCUUGGCUGAUAAGGUUGGAUCAGAAAUCUGUUUACUGAAAACUCAUGUUGAUAUAUUGCCUGAUUUUACCCCCGACUUUGGCUCAAAACUUCGCUCGAUUGCGGACAAGCAUAAUUUCCUUAUCUUUGAGGAUCGUAAGUUUGCUGAUAUUGGUAAUACUGUAACUAUGCAGUAUGAAGGUGGUGUCUAUCGCAUCUUGGAUUGGGCUGACAUAACUAAUGCUCACAUUAUCUCAGGCCCUGGGAUUGUAGAUGGUCUAAAGUUGAAGGGUUUGCCUCGUGGUAGGGGUCUCUUGUUGUUGGCUGAAAUGAGUUCUGCUGGUAACCUUGCAACUGGAGAUUACACAGCAGCAGCUGCAAAGAUCGCUGAGGAUCACUCAGAUUUUGUUAUAGGUUUUAUCUCGGUUAAUCCAGCAUCUUGGAAAUGUGGACCAGUAAACCCAGCCCUUAUACAUGCUACACCUGGAGUUCAAAUGGUAACUGGUGGUGAUGCCCUUGGCCAGCAGUACAACACUCCGUAUUCAGUUAUCUAUGAUAGAGGCAGUGAUAUAAUAAUUGUUGGUCGUGGAAUUAUUAAAGCAGCGGAUCCUGGAGAGACUGCUCGUGAAUACCGACUUCAAGGAUGGAAUGCUUAUUUGGCCAAAUGCACAUAAGUCAAACCGGUCUGUUUGGACUUUCUCAGUUUUGCAUUAUGGUAGCGUGACUUUUCCAAUAAUCUUUGACUUUGUUUGAGGGAAGACCUUGAUAUCAAUGAGGGUUCAAAUCUCUUCUAGUUAGGCAUUAGAUCUGGUCGAGUUAUCUAUGAUUCUAUAUUGUAUUUCACAAGGUGAUGGUUUGGAUGCUGCAUAAUGCCAAUGAGGGUUGAUAUCUUUUAUAGUUAGCCAUUAGAUCUGGUCGAGUUAUCUAUGGUUCUAUUUGUAUUUCAUGAGGUGAUGGUUUUGGCUGCUGCCUAAUGCCUUUGGCAAAUUGCUACCCAUGUAUGGUUAUAUAUAAGUAUGGGAAAGUAUAUGAAGUAAUAAGUUGGGUUUUUGCAAUUA
Messenger RNA from Beta vulgaris subsp. vulgaris (sugar beet), 1921 nucleotides. Its product is annotated as uridine 5'-monophosphate synthase. The transcript is spliced from 7 exons. Gene Ontology annotation, molecular function: orotate phosphoribosyltransferase activity; orotidine-5'-phosphate decarboxylase activity. NCBI's taxonomy places the organism in Eukaryota, Viridiplantae, Streptophyta, Magnoliopsida, Caryophyllales, Amaranthaceae. The coding region runs from base 89 to 1537 and encodes 482 amino acids. The record is from RefSeq and is a predicted model, not a curated record. Gene Ontology annotation, biological process: 'de novo' UMP biosynthetic process; 'de novo' pyrimidine nucleobase biosynthetic process.